Molecule: messenger RNA, 5699 nt
Organism: Trichomycterus rosablanca
Lineage: Eukaryota; Metazoa; Chordata; Actinopteri; Siluriformes; Trichomycteridae
Gene: slc16a10
Product: solute carrier family 16 member 10
Exons: 7
Coding region: 179-1666 (495 amino acids)
Biological process (GO): transmembrane transport
Cellular component (GO): membrane
Molecular function (GO): monocarboxylic acid transmembrane transporter activity
Source: RefSeq, a predicted model, not a curated record
GUAACAAAGGGACCUAAAUGCUGAUUACUUUAAAAUGAAACAUCUAAUAAUCUAAUCAGAUUCUCCUUAUAAUUGUGUUUAAUAUUUGGUUUAAUAUAUCUCUAUAAAUCCUGAUCAGACGUGAUCUGGUGUUUUAUAUAACAGGCAGUAGUCGUAGGUGUUCUGAGCGCUGUUCACUAUGACAGAAGAUAAAACCAUGAGCGAGCAGGAACCCGGCUCUGCUAAACAAAUCAACCUGGAUGAAGUCGCGGUUCCGGCGGAGAAAAGUUCAACCCAGCUAGAGGAGACAAAGAAGAACGGAGAGAGCCAGCCGCCCGCGGGGGAGAAGGUAGAGCCAGCCGAGCAGGAGUAUCCUGAGGGCGGCUGGGGCUGGGUGGUCAUGCUCGCCUCCAUGUGGUGCAACGGAUCUGUUUUCGGCAUCCAGAACGCCUUCGGGAUCUUAUUCGUGUCCCUGCUGAAGGAGUUCGGAUCCGAAACCGACGAGGAUCUGCGCUUCAGGACGGCGUGGGUGGGCUCUCUGUCGAUGGGAAUGAUCUUUUUCUGCUCUCCGAUCGUCAGCGUGUUCACCGAUCUGUUCGGCUGCAGGAUCACGGCGGUGACCGGGGCAGCGGUGGGUCUGGUCGGCCUCUUGGGCAGUUCCUUUGUCAAGUCUCUUGGUGCACUGUAUUUUACCUACGGUGUUGUGUUCGCAUGCGGAUGCUCGUUCGCAUAUCAGCCCAGUCUCGUUAUCCUCGGUCAAUACUUCAAGAAGCGCCUGGGUUUGGUGAACGGCGUGGUGACGGCGGGCAGCAGUGUGUUUACCGUGUCUCUGCCCCCUCUGCUGUCCUACCUGCUGGACCGAUUUGGCCUGCACAACACCCUGCGCGCCCUCUGCGUCCUCAUGGUCAUCCUCGUCCUGGCCGGCUUCACCUACAAGCCCCGCUUCCCCCAGCAGAAGACGGAGUCCAAGAGGGCGUCGCUGAGAAAGAUCUGUAACGUGCAGAUCUGGAGGAGUCUGAGCUACCGGAUCUGGGCUUUCGGAAUCCCCGCUGCUCUUUACGGAUACUUCGUCCCCUACGUCCACCUGAUGAAGCAUGUAGAGGAACGUUUUGGUGCUGAUGCAAAUAAAGAAGUUCUGCUGAUGUGUCUUGGAAUCACAUCUGGAGUCGGACGUCUCAUCUUUGGCCAAGUGGCUGAUUACGUACCUGGAGUGUACAAAGUAUACCUGCAGGUGGCGUCGUUUUUGGUGAUAGGCGUGAUGUCCAUGCUGAUACCCUUGUGUAACGUGUUCGGUGGGCUGAUCGCUGUGUGUUUGUUGAUGGGAUUGUUCGACGGAUGUUUUAUCUGCAUCAUGGCUCCCAUCGCCUUCGAGCUGGUCGGCUCACAGAACGUCUCUCAGGCCAUCGGCUUCCUGCUGGGCAUGAUGUCAGUGCCAAUGACUGUGGGACCCCCCAUUGCAGGUUAUCUGCGUGACCGGCUGGGCAGUUACGACGUGGCUUUCUACCUGGCUGGAAUCCCUCCUCUGAUUGGUGGAGCCGUGCUGUGUUUCAUCCCGUGGGUAGAGAACAGAAGAAGAAGGUCGGAGAAAAUGAAUAAAGCCAAGGACACUGGCGAUGGAAUGCUAACAGAUGUGCCCACCAAUGGUACACACAAGGACAUGUCGAAUAAUGCAGAGUCUGUUAUCUAAAACACACACACACACAUUCUGAAAAUGUGUUGGUCAUAGGAGUAAGACACAUUCACGGGCUGUCAUGGUAAUGCUAAGAAACAUUCAUGUAUAAAUCUUGUAAUCUUGCACCGUCCACUGCUAAAAAUCUGUUUGGAAGGAGAACCUGGUCCAUGCUUCAUCAGAGACGCUUUAAAGAGCCACUUGGAUCAUUUUUAGAAAGCCGGCAGCAUUGAUGAUUGAGGUUCAGUGGUGGAAAUCUUUCUGCCAUGCAAGACAAGACAUGGUGGGUUUAAAUCCUAGACCAUGUCUACGUUUGGUUUUCUCAUGUGGAAGCUUUUUGAAGAACAGGCUGCAUUCCAAACCGCAUAUGUGAGUGUUAGUGACACUAUGUUUCUGCUCAUUUCAUUUCCACAGAAUUUAAUUUCAUAGCUGAAGCCCAACCCUGGUCCAUUCAUCUUUACUCUUUCAUUUAAUCUUUACUGGACAAUCACUGGACCUGGGUUGGGAGCAUCGGCUUCUCUGAGGGCUUCGUUAGGAUAAAAAUAUAAAUCAGGCUGAUCCUACUGUGAGGGUGAAACAGUCCCAGCAGGAGCUCACAUUGCUUUAAAUUUGUACAGAUUUGUGAAUGAGACAUGCAGCACCAAUGCAUGUGCUCUGUCAUCCAGAUGUUGUGCGUUUGAGUGCUGAUAUUGCUGCAAGCCAUCAGUGGCCGGGAGCUAAAUGCCUGUACUCCGGGAGGAAAAGUGGCAUUUCUGACACCAGCCAGUCUUUGCGUCUCUGAGUAAAAUAUUUAAAUAGAUGCAACAUACCUCGAUUUCGAGCUUUGGAAAAAUCAGCCGACUGUCGGCUUUCUUAUCAGGUUUACAGUAAAGCUAAUUCUGCUGCUAUUGUCUUUAAAUGGUACGAAAUUACUUGCUCAGAUUUGACUGACGCACUGCAAUCAAUUGAGGAUUUACGGCCUCGUUUAGCUUACGGACCCAACCUUGACAACCUGGCAGACAUGGGGCUUGAACCAGCGACCUUCCAACUGAUUACCAGUUAAGCUCUCACCUGCCGAGCCACCGUUGACUUGACACGUUUAGUGAUGAAUCUUCUGAACAAAAUGUGACUUCCUAACAUUUAUUUCGUUUAAAUGAAUCAUAACUAUGAAGAUACAGUAUAUGGCCUGAUGUAUUGGGACACCAGAGCAUGAGCUUGUUGAACAUCCCAUUCCAAAACCCUGGGCAUUUAUACUGAAUUGCCUCUGUUAUUUGUAAUUACCAUAACAGCCCAAGUAAAACAGACACACACACACAGUUUAGCAUAUUUACAUGUCUAAGGGAAAACGUUCAUGCUUUAAUAUACAUUGUUUAGGAGAAUGUUUUUAAUUAUCGGUGCUUUAAUGAUGCAACAUUUUGUUUAUUUUUAUAUUCAGUUUUCUUUUAAAUAGAAUAAAAAGGAAUCUGUUUUUUAGUUUUAGCUUAGCAUAAAAUACUUGUUAUUUAAAUUCAGAACUGAUGUUUAUUAUAUAAGGAUACAUUUCAGGGAGACUGGAUUUUUAUUCUUCCAGAACCAGACAAUCAAUGUUAUAAAUCAGUUGUACAAAGUAUGCGAGACUGUAAACAUUAACAGCUCUGCUUUCAUUAUUCUGAGGUAUUUUUAUAGCUUUUAAUGUUUUAUCAGUAUUUUAUAUAAAUAUGUACAAUUUGAGUUGGAAACCAAAGACGAUCAGUUUAAUCUGCACUCUUCUGAAAGUAUUCCUGUCAAUGUUAAAUAUGAAUUCAUGUAGAAACAGAAGCAUUCUUAAAUCUUUGCUUUGCUUUUUAUUUAGUCUUCUAUGCAACAUGCCAAAGAAAAUCUUUACUGAUCCAUUUUCUGUGAGUUUAGAUGCACAUAGAAACGCAAUUCGCUUUUUUUUUUUUUUUUUUUAAAUGUAAUUAGGUAUCAAUACAAAGCCAAAGAUGAAGUAUUGAAUAUUGACUCUAGGAACUUUAGAAAUCAUUUCAGUUUUUUAACGCUGCAGUAUCAUUUUUAUAAAUGUUUGAAAUCUGUGCUUUCAUUUCUCUAUGCAAUAUGAAUAUGAAUGUCAGUUUUACACCAAGUGCUCUUAAAUGCUGCAAUAAAUGUUCGUUACGCAUUACAGAUAACCAGUCAGGAAUGUAGCGGAACAAAACGGGUUCCACGAGUGAGGUGAAUAGGAACUCCUGACCAUUUAGUUUUUUGCUGAUAUGUAUUUAAAAUAUAGACACUGAUAUAGACUUACAAUCUCUAAACAUCUAGCUGAAAUCCACAAAGUUGAAUCAGUUCAUCUGGACACAAGUUCACAAGUUCAUCUGGACACAAGUAUCUCUACAACAAACUUGUGUCCAGAUGAACUGAUUCAACUUUGUGGAUUUGUGUACCUGGAUUAUUGAGCAUGCAUCAACAGAUCUAUUCAUUAGGAAUAAACAAAGGGAUCAGAGUGUCUGAUUACAUACUGCAAUCUGUGUUUUUAUAUUAUUAACCUCCCUUAAAGACAAUUCUCAUUUUUAGUGUGUUUCCUAACAGCAAGUGCUUGUUUUAAUGGGGUGGCUCAUGAGUAAUGUACAAAAAUGUACAUCUUGAAAGCUCCACCUAGGAAAAACCUGGCAACAUCAAAUCAUGAUAAAACCUGCAUGGUGUAAUAGCUAGUGAGGCAGAACCGUAACGCACCUAAUAUAACAGUAUUUAAAAUGACACCAUUACUACACCAUAAAUGAUUCCUCAAUUUGUUAAUCACAGGUAAUUAUGGGAGGUAAUUUUUUUCUUUUUUAAGUGCCUUUAAUAACAAUAACAAUAUCGUGUGGGCUGAUUAUCAAUGAUCAGUGUGCCUGUACAACAUGAUUUGUUUUGGCACUUUUUAGGCAUUUUUGCAGUUUACAUUCAUCCUAAUCUCCAUCUGUAGGUUUAUUAAAAUAAUCUACCUCAAUUUACACACAGAUGCUUUACAGAAAUCUCAACAUUUUGGAAUUUGUUGCAUUAACUCACAGCUGAAAGUUAAGCUCAGACCUCAGCGGUGAAGGGCUUGUGCAUUAGACUGCUUCAUCACUCGAGUGCCCCAGUUUAUUUUGGGUUUUUUUUUAGUAGUAAACAGAAUUUCCUGCAAUCCAUGAGUGUUUGAAUGAGGGAAGUUUUAGCAUUAGUUUAGUGCACCAUUAUGCACCAUUAUUUCAUUUACAAGAAAUAUUUACGUCCAUGUGAUUGAUGUUAUGAUUAAAUUCUUUAUUGGCACAUUAAUGUUUGCUUUGUGAAGUUCAUAAAUAAUAUUAGAUUUUAAUCUACUUAAUGUAUUCCAUAAAAAUUCAUGUAAUGUCUCUCAGGAAACGUCCAAUAGGAAAAGAUCGCAACAAUUUAAAUGCUUAACAAUAACAUCAAACAUGCUAGCUUAACUAGAUAAAUUAAACAAAAUUAUGCUUAUUUCAAUUUAAGGCCAUAAAAGAAUAAAACAUUUUUGGUUAAAAUAUGUUUUAGUGUGUUCAACAUCGGCUUCGUUCCAAACGCUACAACACAAUGAAUCUGUCCUAGCAAGACAUCAUGAUUCUGCUGUAGAGUGCUAGUCUUAUAUGUAAUUUGCUAAUUACCUAGGUAAACACGUUAUCAGAUAGCUAUGUAAUAGCCUACAAUAUGCAGCUGUGCCGCAUGUUAUCAUAUUAUCAUAUAUUCUUAGUAGCAUUUUCUUUAUUUAAGGAUCUUGUUUUUGAUGUUGCGUUGAAUAAAUACAUUUCUUUUUGUUUCUUUUUUUAUUAGCAACUGUUCUUUGUAGUUGCCUUUACGAAUAACUUAUCUUUGUGAUGUUUACUGUGCCUUUUUUCCCGACAUGUUGUUGGAAUAAACUGUAGGAAAAACCCUACGUUUAGGACACAGCUCUACAUGUGUUCCUUUGUAUUAUGAUUCAGUACUGAUAUAUUAUUCAUGCAGUGUUGUUUUCUUUAUCAGUUUCAGUUUAAUUGAUGAUAAUUUUAAAUACAACUGAUUAUUGCUAUUUAUUGUUUUAUCCAGCUGUAUGUGAAAAAUACAUUUUGUGAAAAUGCAAUAAAAACAUUUUUUACAACUG